Gossypium arboreum is the source of this 417-nucleotide messenger RNA. RefSeq lists its product as uncharacterized. NCBI's taxonomy places the organism in Eukaryota, Viridiplantae, Streptophyta, Magnoliopsida, Malvales, Malvaceae. Bases 1 to 417 code for a protein of 138 amino acids. The transcript has 3 exons. The record is from RefSeq and is a predicted model, not a curated record.
AUGACUUUUCUAGGGCAUGCAGUUUUUGUUGAGGGGAUCUGCGUUGAUCUGAAGAAGAUUGAGGUUGCACUUGAUUGGAAACAGCCUAAGAACGUAUCUAAGAUCUAUCUAAAGAGGCAUGAUAUCGAGUACUCUGUGGGGGACUUUGUUUUUCUUAAGGUUCCUCCAUGGAAGAAGUUGGAGCUACCUCCAGAGAUGGAGCGUAUCCACAAUGUCUUCCACGUCUCGAUGUUGAGGCAAUAUUGGUUUGAUCCUUCUCAUGUUGUUUCUAUUAUGAAAAUUGAGGUUAGGCCAUAUUUGACUUUUGAGAAGGAAUCAGUUCAGAUUCUAGAUCGAGAUGUUAAGGUUCUGAGGAGGAAAUCCAUUCCUUUGGUAAAGGUUCUGUGGCAGAAUCAUGGUACUGAAGAGGCUACGUAG